Andrographis paniculata is the source of this 1195-nucleotide messenger RNA. RefSeq lists its product as uncharacterized. The record is from RefSeq and is a predicted model, not a curated record. Bases 169 to 552 code for a protein of 127 amino acids. The transcript is spliced from 5 exons. NCBI's taxonomy places the organism in Eukaryota, Viridiplantae, Streptophyta, Magnoliopsida, Lamiales, Acanthaceae.
CGAUGAGUUGCUCGACACGUGACAAGUGUUGAAUUGUUCAAAACCUGGGGUUCGGUGGGCCUACAAUGGUUAAGGACAGAAAUAUCAGCCCAAAUGGAGUGAAGGUUCCCAAAAAGCUUCACACAAGCAAAAGAAGACCUGGAAGAAAAAGCUCUUAUCUACCUAUCAAUGAGUACUAUGGAACUUUCACCUCUGAUGAUGGCAUUCUGUGUAGCUGUCCUUGCUCUGUUGCCACACUGCUCUUCUUAUCAAACUAAUGCGCAGAAAACUGUCAGACAAUAUGGUAAUAACCCUUCAGUUCAGCCCUCUCAUCCAUUACUGCCAAGGAAACUGAACCUCCAAGAAGUGAUGAAUAGUUAUGGUGGCAAAACUAUUGAGCCCCACAGGAAGAUGAUGGAAGCUCCUUCAGGUAAGAAGCAAGAAAAUGUGAUGCAGAUGGGAAAGGGGAGAGAAGAAGGCUCCAAGGAAUCAGAAUACUUAAGCAGUAUGGAUUAUGUUUGGGUGAAAAGACGACGUCCUAUACAUAACAAGCAAGCCCCAGUUCUGCCAUGAAACAUGGGUUUUUGCUCUAACCAGGUUUCUGAAUUCAAGAAUCACAAUAUUAUUAAUUAGUGGUCUUAGAUGGUUUUAAUGUAUGCAACUUUUGUGUAAUGUUUAAUUUGUUUAAUUAGGGAAUUAAGAAGAACUAGAGAAUAGAAAACCCUAGUUAUGAGGAAAUUUUCACGUUGUUUCGUGUAGGAAUUGAAGUAUGUAUGUUGUGUUUUCAAUGCAGUCAACGUGGGGUUCAAACCCCAAUUUUUUGAUGUGUGGGUAAAUCGUAUAUAUGGCAGGCACGUAUCAAUUUUGAGUUAUGGUUACAUAUAUUCAUUAUGCUAUUCAUAAUCACUGACAUCUAUAUAUUAUAAUAAUACAUAAAAUAAUUAAAUUAAUUUGAUUGUAUGUGUAAAUUAAGAGGAAAUAUUGUACGCUUUCAUACGUGAUCAUUAUGUAGUGAAGUCAAUCGGACAUAAGUGCGAUUGCAUGGCCAAAGGGCAUAUUUGGGCAACUGGGCAACCAUAGUUUAAUAAGAUUAAUAACUUAAUUAUUAUCAAAUAAAUAUCAAAUGGCAAUUUAAAAUAUUAAAUUGUAUUCGAGUAAAGCACAGAAACUAUAUUAAAUUAUAUUUGGGCAAAAGACGUCUUUGCCAUUUGGUUUG